GCGUAAUUUGAGGAAGAUGGAUGAGCCCCGAGGGGAAACUCCCCCUUUUCAUCCCUCUAUGCAGAUGAUCGCUCUCCCUCUCGCUCCCUCUCUUCGGGGCGGGGAGAGAGAAAACGUGUGUUGGGCUCUCGGAGUGCGACAGAUAAGAAGGGAAAGGUAAACGCAACACAAGUCGAGCCAGAGCGCCGCGCCACCGCCAGGGAUGUCAACACGUCACGGGACCUACUUUCUCUCGCGCUGAAGCUGUUCUCCAGACCCUCGCAAACAUGCAGAGACCCGGCGGGCAAGGGACGGCCUUCUCCAUCGACUCCCUGAUCGGAAGCCCGCAGCCCAGACCCGGACACCUGCUCUACACCGGCUACCCGAUGUUCAUGCCCUACCGGCCGCUGGUCAUCCCGCAGGCGCUGUCGCACUCGCCGCUCUCCUCCGGGAUCCCGCCGCUUGCGCCGCUGGCUUCCUUCGCGGGGAGACUCACCAACACCUUCUGCGCCAGCCUGGGUCAGGGGGUGCCGUCCAUGGUGGCGCUGACCACCACCAUGCCGAGCUUCUCGGACCCGCCGGACAGUUUCUACCCGCCUCAGGAGCUGCCGGGCCCCCGGCUGAGCGCCGCGGAGCCGGGGGCCCGGCGGCAGGAGAGUCCGCAGAGCGAGGAGCUGCACGGCCGGGACAAGGGCUCGGAGCUGCUCAACUUCUCGGAAACUUUCCACACGAUAUCAGGUGAAACCAAACUGUACAGCUCGGACGACGAGAAGCUGGAGCUGAAGUCCGCGGACACGGCGUGCAGCGAGCGGGACGACAGCUCGGCCGACAGCGAGAACGAGAGCUUCUCGGACGGAAACAACUGCGGCUCCUUGAGCCAGAAGAGCAAGGCGAAGAGCGGCUCUCACGAGGCGCUGCCGGGCGGCGGCGGCUCCGCCGGCAAGAGUCGCCGCCGCAGAACCGCCUUCACCAGCGAGCAGCUGCUGGAGCUGGAGAAGGAGUUCCACUGUAAAAAGUACCUGUCGCUCACCGAACGCUCGCAGAUCGCCCACGCACUGAAACUGAGCGAGGUGCAGGUGAAGAUCUGGUUCCAGAACCGCAGGGCCAAGUGGAAACGGAUCAAGGCCGGGAACGUCAACAACCGCUCCGGGGAGCCGGUGAGGAACCCAAAGAUCGUGGUUCCCAUCCCGGUGCACGUCAACAGGUUCGCGGUGAGGAGCCAGCACCAGCAGAUCGAGCAGGGCAGCAGACCCUGACGCGCCCUCGCACCGUUUGGGUGGCGCGUCGAGCACAAACAAGGAGCGGGAUUUUCUUGCACCUGGACGAGAAAACACUGUCGUUUUUAUUUAUUCCUCUGUAAAUAUGUGGAUAUAAAUGUGUAAAAAAUAAGUGUAAAGAUUUUUUUUAAGUAUUUAUAUGUCUGGCCAAAACCUUUCCGUUGCGUGCAUGACGUUCAGACUUGCGUUGGUGUUUCGAUUUGCAUGUCACUUCAGACCUUUCUAAACUUUGACGGGCUCCUCUCGGGCUUUUAAAUGUGAAGACCAAAUGAGGGAUUAUUAUUGUAAAGUAUAAUGACCUAAUAAAUUGCUUUAUAAGAAAUCCAUCUUCAUUGAUUAGUCGGUGAUACAUAUAUUCCGCUUUUUAAAAUCCUUUUAAUGACAGCGCAUUUCUGUAAAAAUGGAAAACAAAUGAAAUCGAUGUUUAAAGACGUUUAGAGCUGCCGUUUCAUCGAGGGUUGCUGGUUUAAACAGGAGCGGGAGCAGUCGCGGUUCCGUGUGAAGAAUUUUGAGGCCUUGAUUCAAAUA
Synchiropus splendidus (mandarinfish) is the source of this 1784-nucleotide messenger RNA. It is a transcript of the gene gbx1, whose product is annotated as gastrulation brain homeobox 1. Gene Ontology annotation, molecular function: DNA-binding transcription factor activity, RNA polymerase II-specific; RNA polymerase II transcription regulatory region sequence-specific DNA binding. Bases 267 to 1235 code for a protein of 322 amino acids. The record is from RefSeq and is a predicted model, not a curated record. Gene Ontology annotation, cellular component: nucleus. The transcript is spliced from 2 exons. Gene Ontology annotation, biological process: regulation of nervous system development; regulation of transcription by RNA polymerase II. NCBI's taxonomy places the organism in Eukaryota, Metazoa, Chordata, Actinopteri, Syngnathiformes, Callionymidae.